Molecule: messenger RNA, 381 nt
Organism: Cotesia congregata
Lineage: Eukaryota; Metazoa; Arthropoda; Insecta; Hymenoptera; Braconidae
Source: the annotation of a GenBank genome assembly
AUGGUUCGCAGACGAAACGGGCACGGCAGCAAUUUGGAUUGUGAACACAAAAAACGUUACCGUCAACAACAGCGGAAGUGGAGCAGCGUUGGAUUGGCAUUUUCUCCGGUUUCACAACGCGACAAUUCUAAGCGGAAGUGGAAUGUCAGGAAGCUCGAUCCAGAGGCACUGCGAGCUUCACUUGCACGGAGCUGCUCUACCCUACAGAACAUUCCGACUCCGGAUACUUGCAGCGAGACAGAAAGGACAGUGCUAAAUAUGAUGAAGGAGAUUUCUGCCGCAUGUAACGCCUCUAUGCCGCAAUUGAAAAACCGGAGUUUUCACAGGCCGGCGUAUUGGUGGUCAACAGACAUAGCAGAACUUCGCAAAAUAUGCCAUUAA